This is a messenger RNA of Diaporthe amygdali, 558 nucleotides long. Its product is annotated as cnl2 nkp2 family protein. Gene Ontology annotation, biological process: chromosome segregation. Lineage: Eukaryota; Fungi; Ascomycota; Sordariomycetes; Diaporthales; Diaporthaceae. Gene Ontology annotation, cellular component: Mis6-Sim4 complex; kinetochore. The record is from RefSeq and is a predicted model, not a curated record. The coding region runs from base 1 to 558 and encodes 185 amino acids. The transcript is spliced from 2 exons.
AUGGCACCCACUGAGUCAACAAUCCUCGCCAACUACCUGCUGGUUCCGGCGCAGCUGCCAGCCAUCAUCUCCCUGAAAGAAUUCACGGACCUCUUUCCUCGUGCUCAGCAGUCAUCACCACAAGUAAGGAGGCUUUACAGGGACCUCCAGAUCCAGAGGAACGCGCUCAUCGAUGCCGUGUCAUCCAACAUUGAGGCUGAGGCAAAACGUUCCAAGGCAUUGCGACGAGAAGUUCUGAGAGCGAAGAGAGAGGCCGAGGAUCAUGAGAUUGACGACGAGAUUGAUAUUGAGAGAGCUCUCUACGGUGCAGCCUCGGGAGCUCCGGUCACAAAACAUGAUAUCAACUCCAUUAUCCCGGAGCUGGACAGCUCUGCAGAGGAGCUCGAUGCCUCAAUCCAGGCCAUGGAGAAGGAAGAGGCCGAGCUAUUGCAGUCUAUUAAGCAGACCGUUGGCAGCAUGAGCGACCUGCGUUACGGUCGAUUAUCCAAUGCACAGCUCACAGAGCAAGUUCUGGAAGGCCUGCAGACCGUUCAAGAGACAUGUCAGACAAGACAUUAA